Solanum pennellii is the source of this 1373-nucleotide messenger RNA. RefSeq names its product acylsugar acyltransferase 3-like. The transcript has a single exon. Lineage: Eukaryota; Viridiplantae; Streptophyta; Magnoliopsida; Solanales; Solanaceae. The record is from RefSeq and is a predicted model, not a curated record. Bases 27 to 1316 code for a protein of 429 amino acids.
UAUAUCAGAUCAAACUCAAAGGAAAAAUGGCAGCAGCAUCAAGGCUUGUAUCUUUUGCUGAAAAGAUUAUUAAGCCUAAUCGUGCUACGCCUUUAUCACUUGGGCGUUAUAAUCUUUCUAUAAAUGAUCAAAUCAUGGUUCCAUUCUACCUAUCAAUUGCAGCCUUUUAUCCUAACCCCUCUAAAACACCAGAACAAGUAUCCAACAUACUUCAAAAUUCACUAUCCAAAGUUCUAUCCUCUUACUAUCCAUUUGCUGGAACACUCAGAGACAACACUUUCGUCGAUUGCAAUGACAGGGGAGCCAAAUUUAUGAACGUUAGAUACGACUGUCCAAUGUCUGAAAUUGCUAAUCUUCCCGACACUGGCCCUGAAUAUCUACCUUUUGCUAAAGGUAUACAUGACAGUUUACUUUUAGGGGACGAAGAUUUACUUGUUGUUCAAUUAAGCCAUUUUAAUUGCGGGGGAUUAGCUAUAGGUACUAGCAUAUCACACAAAAUUGCUGAUGGAUGCACAACCUCUAAUUUCAUUAGUGAUUGGGCUUCCAUAGCUCGUGAUGAUGAGGAGGCGAAUAUUAUACCUUCCCCACAAAUGAUUGGAUCCUCUAUUUUUCCGCCUUCCACUAACCUUCCAUCCACUGACAUUUACACGAAUACCAUAGUUAACGUUCCCAUUGAAAAUAUUAAAAGAAGGUACCUAUUUUCCAAUUCGAAACUUGAGAUGCUGAAAAGUCAAGUGACAUCAGAAACAGGGUUGCAAAAUCCUAGCCGAGUUGAUGUGCUGUCUGCACUAAUUUACAAGUGCGCUGUAACAGCAGCUCGAGCUCAAGCAAACUCGUUUAAACCAUCCAUGUUGACACUAGCUGUGAAUUUACGUCCAAUAUUGGAUCCACCAGUAGCAACACGGGCAAUAGGGAAUAUGGUUAGUUUUAUCAAAGUUGAAACAACUAGUGUGGAUGAAAUAACAAUAGCCAGAGUGGUUCGCGAGCUAAGGAAAGCUAAAGAUGAAUUCAAGAAGGAGGACCACGUGAAUGCGAACAAGCUAGUGGCACUUCAUUCUGAAAAUUUACCGAUUUCUAAUGAAUUUGAAACGUAUAGAAGUCAUAGUAUGUGCAAUUUCCCAUUGAAUAAUUUGGAUUUUGGAUGGGGAAAGCCAAACAAGGUAACAAUUCCACUAAUUGGGGUUGGAUUCUGCUUCUUUUUACUGGAUAGUCCCAGUGGAGACGGGAUUGAGGCAAUUGUUGCAGUACCAGAGACAUACGUGACUCAAUUUGAGAAUAACAAAGAGCUCCUCCAGUUUGCUACUCCAAUGAAUUAAGUUUACAUUCAACCUCAUUCCUGCUUUCAUGUUAUUAUUUCAUUAACUCUCGUUUGA